Molecule: messenger RNA, 999 nt
Organism: Bacidia gigantensis
Lineage: Eukaryota; Fungi; Ascomycota; Lecanoromycetes; Lecanorales; Ramalinaceae
Exons: 1
Coding region: 1-999 (332 amino acids)
Cellular component (GO): membrane
Source: RefSeq, a predicted model, not a curated record
AUGGCGUCCCUAGUCACUCAGCUUCACCCUCAAUCCAGUAAGAUUCCUCAUUAUACGACGACAUAUCCAUUUAUCGCACCUUCUAAAUUCCAUGACUCGCUGGAAGGCAAGGUUGUCUUGAUCACAGGCGCAGGUAAAGGUAUCGGAAGGGCAUCCGCUCUAGCUUUCGCAGCAGCUGGAGCGCGUGUUGCUUGCGUUGCUCGCACAAAGUCAGACCUUGAUAGUCUAGUGGCGCAAAUCGAAAAGCAAUCCUCUCAUGAUGCUGCAGCUAGCGGUGCCCAAGAGAACGAAACCUUCAAACUUGCUCCCAGGGCUAUUGCAAUCCCAGGAGACGUGACAGAUCCAUGGGUUGCUCCUUUUGCAGUCAAUAAAACAAGGGAGCAACUAGGGCCGGUGGAUAUCUUGAUCAAUAGUGCAGGGAUAUCGCAUAUCUCCGAUCUUGAACAUGAAGUUGAUAUCGAGGAGCAUUGGAAAGUGAUGGAGACGACUAUGCUCGGUACAAUGGCUUUUACCCAGGCUGUACUCAAGGACGGUAGCUCUACCAAAGGCAUGCUGACUCGCCUUUCCGGCACCAUCAUCAACGUCGUCUCGGCGAUUGGAGGCACCUUGACGCUGCCAUAUUUCUCAGCUUAUAGCGCCGCAAAAGCGGCGCAGUCGCAAUAUUCCAAGUGUAUUCACCUUGAAUUGAAGGACAAGGACAUUAAAGUGUUUGCGGUCCAUCCCUGCAUGAGUCAUGAGACUAGUAUCGGGGUCGGUGCGGUGAACGAGAAGGCAGUGAAAAAGAAUCCCGAGCUGCAAAAAUGGCUACAGGAAGAUUUUCUGCCCGUCAAUUCUGAUAGAGCGGUGUUGCCCGCAGACACAUUUGUUGCACUCGCGAGCCUGUCAGAGGCGAAAAUUCUGUGCGGAAGGUUUUUGGAUGCAACUUAUGAUUUGGAGAAGCAAAUCAGUCUUGCCAGUGCAGAAUCAGAGACCGUUGGUGCUGCAGAGUAUGAGGAGUAG